Molecule: messenger RNA, 4189 nt
Organism: Mytilinidion resinicola
Lineage: Eukaryota; Fungi; Ascomycota; Dothideomycetes; Mytilinidiales; Mytilinidiaceae
Product: E3 ubiquitin-protein ligase NEDD4
Exons: 4
Coding region: 286-3918 (1210 amino acids)
Biological process (GO): ubiquitin-dependent protein catabolic process; protein polyubiquitination
Molecular function (GO): ubiquitin protein ligase activity; protein binding
Source: RefSeq, a predicted model, not a curated record
AAGGCUCUCGAAGAUAUCACUCCCUCUACCCUUGGUUUGUUUCCUCCACGCAUCGUCGGAGCCGUCGACGCGAGGGCCGCAUAGGCUCUGCUUCUCUGCCUUUACAUGUCUCGUCUUUGAAGCUCGACUUCAUUGCCAUUAUCGGCCCGGUAGCUCUACAGCAGUACAUCUCCGUCGAUACUGUUCAACCGGUCUACUUUCCUCGAUCCUUCAUCACCGCCACGAGCCUGCCUAAUAUCCAGGGCGGUGCAGUGAUCACCCUGCAGCUCCCGCUACUCCUCCAGCAUGUUCACGACCUUCAGCGGAAGCACGCGGCGGCCCCGCCAAGUGAACCUCUCCGGCCGCGGAUCCAGCGGCUUUGGAAACAUUGGCUCUGGAUCUGGAUCGCAAGCCGCCUUGGAUCGCGCUCAACAAGAACGACAACAGCGCCAACGAGAGCGAGACAGGUUACGAGCGGCUAAGCUUCUACAACGAGCAUGGAGGGGGCAUUCGACCCGACAAGGCAUUCGCAAAGAACUACUACAGCAAUGGGAUGUCAUAGAGGAUUCUGUCGAGCAACCACAGCCGUACGCCUCGGAGGCUGAGGCUCUCGGACAAUUGCAGCGGCUUCUCAAUUUCGUGCAGACACGAAACGAGGAGGAUAUUCGGCGCGUACGGCAUUUCGGCGCCCGUCAAAUUCAGACCUUCCAAGUCCAAGGAAUUGACUGCUCUGGUGGUCCAUGGCCUUUGGCGUAUCUCAGGCUUCAGAAAUUGGUUCUGGCUAUAUUGGACCGACGCUGCAAACCCCACGAUACUCGAUGGGGAAGCUGCAGAGGCCUAGUCGCGAUCUUGCGGUUCCUUGCUGAGCGAAUACCCGCGCAAACGGCUCAGAAUGCGAAACACUUCUACAGUACUCUUGCAGCGGUUGCCCAAAACAGUUCCAUGGACACGGUGGCGGCGGAUAAGCACGUGGAAAAGGUUCCCGGGGACGAUUUACCGCCUUUUGCUCUCAUCACAGAGGCGGCGGUGGCUCCACUGACAACUUUGGCAGCAUAUACCCUCAAUGCAUACGAAGCGUUUGGCGCCUCAUUCCUUACUACACCCAUUCUCACUGAGACAGAUGACAUGGAUCGAAUACACAGGCCAUUAGGUUGGCUCGCAGACUCUAUCAACUACAAACUACUGGCCAGCGCGCUUAGCACUAUGAUCAAUACAGCCGGCUUGGGAGCAUAUCCGGAGCUCACAGAAACCUCAGGCCGGAUUCGGCUCCUGGGAUGUUUCAUUUACUUCCACCGACAUGCUCACAAUUUCAAUAAUCCUCAAGCGUACUCUUCGCAGAAAGACUUUGUCUCUGUUGUAUCCGCCUUGCUGAAUUCUCUGCCCACAGAAAUCGUAGAGGGACAAACUCGCGACCCUGAUCAGCCAGAAGAUUUGGAGCAACCAGGCCCGCAUUUUGCCAUGAAUCCUUUCCUACAAGAACAGAUUCUUUCGCUAGUAAAUCAAGAGAGCGUCGGAAGCUUGUUAUCAAACUCAUCUUCGGCGCCAGCGUCAUCCCAUGAUGAGAAAGUAGAGGAGGCUCGACAACUCGCGAACUAUGCGCUUUCGCUUCUUCGGUUCUUCCCUCGUAGAGGUGAUGACAUUCGGAUGUGGCUUUACUUAGGCCCCUCACCUUCCAGCGCGGAAGGUUCUUCACAGACCUUGCCAGCGAUUAAAUACUUUUGGGAGGCUACGAAGAGAUCCAGCAUAUUUGGCUCUAUCAUUCGAGACUCACGAGCAGCUAUUCAACUGCUGAAAGCAAAGCCCUCAGGGACAGAGUAUGGUUGGCAGGCGCCAAAUUCCGACCUGUCGCCCUCGGCCCAGACCAGUGAUGAAUGGAGGGUAAUUCUGGUGUUCCUAGAACUCUACACGUUUGUUCUCAAGGUCAUGGAUGAUGAAGAGUUCUUCUCUGGACACAACACCGGAUACACGAGUCGUGCAUCUGCCUCGUCAAUGACUCGAGACAACGCUUUACCGCUCACAGAAGUCAAAGACCUCACGACGUUCCUCAAGAACUUAGGGUUCACAUUGUACUUCAACGCGGCUGACAUUGUCGAAUCAGAGGACCAGGACUCAACCCGAUCCGUCUCGUUUCACUUCUCCAACAAUGCUGCACAGAUUUCCGAACAGUUGCAACAAACAAUGAAAGCAGUAGAGCCGUCCGUAGGAGGCGUGGCUGGCCUCACCAUUGACUACGUAAAGGGUCUGGUGACUGGUCUCCUUCGCAUGGUGUACGAACGAGAUUCGCGGCGAAGUUUCCUGCCUGCGGAUCAUUGGCUGAUGGCAUCGAGACUUGACAUGACGGGUUUUAUUCCAACUGUAGUUGAGGAAGAAGAGAGUCGUCACAGAAUUGAAGAAGAGGACGCGGAAGAUGCGAUUCAGGAUGAUGGCGAGGAUGAGCUAGAGGACACAAACCAUCUCAUUGGCACAAGCCGUGCACAACAAGCCCGACGCUUAGAGCGACUGCAGCGACAACAGCGUAAAGCCUCUCGAAGGAGGUAUCUUCAGGCUGUUGCACCUCGAUUAGAGAUUCUGCAGAACAUGCCAUUUCUCAUCCCCUUCACCACCCGAGUUCAGAUCUUCCGGGAAUUUGUUUCUUUAAACAUGACCAAACGUAGAGGAAGUGCCGAUGCAGAAACGUGGCGCGUCCUGAUGAUGAACCGCCCAGAUGCGCCGCAACAGUUCGAAAAACAUCACGCAAAGAUCCAUCGUGGGAAUGAAUUUGAUGAUGCAUUCGCUCAAUUCUAUUCUCUAGGCGAGGGCCUGAAAGAACCCAUUCAGAUUACGUUUGUCGAUCAAUUCGGUGCCGCGGAAGCUGGUAUUGAUGGCGGUGGUGUUACCAAAGAGUUCCUGACAAGCGUCACUCAGAAGGCUUUUAAUCCUUCUGACGGAAUAGAUCUCUUUAUCGACAAUAACCAACAUCUCCUCUAUCCCAAUCCUUCGGCUGUCCAAGAGCAGAAAGAGCUUCUUCGCGAAGCAGGUUUGGACGACACAUCAAUCGAUUUUCGCCUAGCAGUCUUGAACCUCCUACAGCGUUACGAGUUUAUGGGUCGCAUCAUUGGAAAGUGUCUCUAUGAAGGCAUUCUGGUCGAUGUGAAUUUUGCGCCAUUCUUCCUGCGAAAGUGGGCCCUGACGGGCGGAUCUGGUUCUGCCCCGAACGAAUCGGGGUAUCGCGCGACUCUCAAUGACCUUCGUGACCUGGACGAGGAACUUUAUGAUGGACUUCAUCAACUCAAGAACUACACAGGGGACGUCGAGGACUUCUCUCUCAACUUUACCGUGACAGACACUGUCAAGAGAGACCAUCACAACGGUGCUACGAAAACUGUUACGAGGGAAUUGAAACCUGAUGGCUCCAAUAUACCCGUCACAAACCGCAAUCGCCUGGUUUACAUAUCAUACGUGGCUCGUCACCGCCUUCAGAACGAACCCGCUAUGCAAACAAACGCCUUCCUCCGUGGUCUUUCAACCAUGAUAAACCCGUCGUGGCUUAGCAUGUUCAAUCACAGCGAACUACAGACCCUAGUCGGCGGUACCUCGACUUCCAUCGAUUUGGACGACCUUCGCCGCAAUACGAUCUACGGUGGGGUCUAUCAGCGUGGCGAUGACGGUCGCGAUCACCCAACCAUCGAGCUCUUCUGGCGUGUCAUGGAGAAAUUCGAUGACGGAGAACGACGCGCAGUGCUGAAGUUCGUCACCUCAACCCCACGAUCACCUCUGCUAGGCUUUAGCACGCUCCGUCCACCGUUCAGUAUUCGAGAUGGGGGCGGUGACGAGGAGAGACUGCCGAGCACUAGUACCUGCGUCAAUUUGUUGAAGCUCCCCGUAUACAAGGACGAGAAUGUGCUGAAGGAGAAACUUCUCUACUCAGUGUUCUCCGGGGCUGGGUUCGACUUGUCGUAAACGGUCAGCAUUAGCACGCAACGAACAGGGACGGUGGCACGACGCGGCGUUACUAAGGCCGCUUAUAGAUUAAUUAAGCCCCCUGGAAAGCGUGUACUUGGUCGAAUCCAAGUUGUACAUUUUGGCGUGCUUUUUGGGUGCUUUUUACACCAGGGCUUGUGGAAAGGAUUGGCUGCUCGCUUGGCUUCUUCCUGAGAUGGCCAAAGUCCUUAGGUAGUAAGUUACUGUAUAGCCAACAGCCGUACAUAGUAGGCAGCAAAAAUAACCCAGG